GUUUUCUUUUACCAGCUCAGAACAGAGAGAGCAACUGCAUGUUCUUCUCUUCAAGCGUUUCUCCUUAAACCCAUUAAAACUAAAUGUCUCUCGAAUGAAACAAUCAUUUCAUUUUCCCAAAUUUCUGAGAAUAAAGUAACAAAUUUUGAUUGAGAUGAAGUCGAAUAACCACCAGAAAGAUUCUUCAGAGAAGCUAAUACUGGAUCGGAUUUUAUCCGGAUCCGGUUCACCGACCCGACCCGUAUCCAAACUCAUGGUCUUGCUCCUCCUCCUCGUCUCAGCAACUUACGUCGUCUACACUCUUAAGCUCAUCUCCAGCUCACGUGCCUGUCACGCGGAGCCUUUCUCCGCCGUUGUUCGCCGCUUGAACGACAUUGUAAACUCAUCUCAGCCGUUGAUUCUCUUCCAGUCUAAUCAAACAGCCGUAAUCAAAUCUCACAACUCCUCACCACCUCCUCCUCCUCCUCCCCUGAAAACCGAGCUCCGGCACGUAGUUUUCGGAAUCGCCGCGUCGGCGAGGCUAUGGAAACAGAGGAAAGAGUAUAUCAAGCUCUGGUACAAACCAAAUCAAAUGCGUGGUUACGUCUGGUUAGAGAAACCGGUUAAGAAACUCGACCAAGAAAACGAAACCAACCUCCCCCCGGUUAAAAUCUCCGCCGACACUUCGAAGUUUCCUUAUAAAAACAAACAGGGACACAGAUCGGCGAUUCGAAUCUCGCGGAUCGUGACGGAGACGCUCAAACUAGGACUCGAAGACGUGAGAUGGUUCGUGAUGGGAGACGACGACACAGUCUUCGUCGCCGAGAAUCUCAUCAGAGUUCUGAGGAAAUACGAUCACAAUCAGAUGUAUUACAUCGGGAGUUUGUCGGAAAGUCAUCUUCAGAACAUUUACUUCUCUUAUGGAAUGGCUUACGGCGGCGGAGGAUUCGCCGUGAGCUAUCCGUUAGCGGUGGCGCUGAGCAAAAUGCAGGAUCGUUGCAUAAAGAGAUAUCCGGCGUUGUACGGUUCAGAUGAUCGGAUGCAAGCUUGUAUGGCUGAACUCGGUGUUCCACUCACUAAAGAACUCGGUUUUCACCAGUACGAUGUGUAUGGGAAUCUAUUCGGUCUACUAGCGGCACAUCCGGUAGCUCCAUUGGUUACACUUCACCAUCUCGAUGUGGUCGAACCAAUAUUUCCGAACAUGACUCGUGUAGACGCCUUGAAGCGUCUACAAGUGCCGGCAAUGGUAGACUCUGCGGGACUUAUGCAACAGUCGAUAUGCUACGACAAACGCCGUAAGUGGACUGUUUCAGUCUCUUGGGGAUACGCAGUUCAGAUCUUUCGUGGAGUCUUUUCCGCUCGAGAGAUGGAAAUGCCUUCAAGAACCUUCUUAAAUUGGUAUCUACAUCAUUAAUAAUUAGUGUACACUAGAAUAUGUACGUCGGUGGCAUAGUAGCCUCGGCUUUACAAAAACUCGUACAAUAGUCAAACCUUUUUUUUUUUUGAGCAACUUACAAUAGUCAAACCAUAAAUCAAGAUAUCAACAUUUUAAAAAAUUGUUUGUUUUUCUUGGCAGGUAUCGGCGGGCGGACUACACGGCGUACGCUUUUAAUACACGACCGGUGAGUCGUCAUCCAUGCCAGAAACCGUUUGUGUUCUAUAUGACAACGACGGGAGUUCAUCCCAAGACAAAUAUGACGGUGAGCCAUUACGAAAGUCACCGUGUGGCUCAACCCGAGUGUCGGUGGAAGAUGGCUAAUCCCGGUGAUCUUAGAACAGUCAUUGUUUACAAGAAACCGGAUCCUCACCUUUGGGACAGAUCUCCGAGAAGAAAUUGUUGCAGGGUGAAAUCAAAGAAGAAUAAUACUUUGGAGAUCAGUGUUGCAGUUUGCAAGGAAGGUGAAGUGGUUGAAGUUGUGUAAUAUUUUUUCAUGUUUAUGAACUUAAAUUUGUCUCUGAUUCAGUUAUUCAGAUUAGGGGAUUACCUAUUUAAAACUGUUGAAAUAUUUUGAAAUUAUAGUUAAAUAAUUAUCAAAAUGUGAUUUGUUGUGUGAG
Molecule: messenger RNA, 2034 nt
Organism: Eruca vesicaria subsp. sativa (arugula)
Lineage: Eukaryota; Viridiplantae; Streptophyta; Magnoliopsida; Brassicales; Brassicaceae
Source: the annotation of a GenBank genome assembly